Molecule: messenger RNA, 370 nt
Organism: Drosophila montana
Lineage: Eukaryota; Metazoa; Arthropoda; Insecta; Diptera; Drosophilidae
Gene: Ccdc56
Product: Coiled-coil domain containing 56
Exons: 1
Coding region: 104-370 (88 amino acids)
Biological process (GO): mitochondrial respiratory chain complex IV assembly
Cellular component (GO): mitochondrial inner membrane
Source: RefSeq, a predicted model, not a curated record
UAAUUCAUGUGAGAUUUCAUAAUUUUUGCCGAAAAAUUCUGAUCGAAAUAAGAAAAUACCUAUCAAGCAGGCCAACAAACAUCAUCACCCGAUUUGAGUAAUAAUGUCGGCAUCGGAACAAGCACCAAAAAUCAAGUACGGAGAAACCGCACCCAAGCUAGACAAGGCCCAAUUGCAGUUCAUGAAACUCAUUGAGCAACAGAACUUGGAUCGUGUCCAGAAACUGAAACGUGUGCGACGCAACAAUUUGCUGACCGCCGGAGCGCUAGGCGUUUCGGUGCUGGCCAUAUACGGCUACUCCAUAUUCUCUGUGCAGCAGGAGAAGUUCCUCGACGAUUUCGAGGAGCCCAAAAAAGUGACCACCAACUAA